UCUCUGUGUCCAUAGUCAAAACUGAGUUAAUUGUAUAAUAUGAAAAGUUGUAUUUCAGAACAUAAACAAUAUUUAACUUUAGCCAAUAGUUGCAGACAAAUGGCCAGUCUAUUUUGAAAGUGAACACAGCUUACCUUCUACCAAGAAUAAGCACUCGUAGAUGCAGUUAUUGCGUUACGUAGCAUACAUUCAGAACUGUUCUAUCUUAUUUGUAUGUAACAAGUUAUCUCUCAUGUAACAAAGUAUGCAUGCUGAGAGCAUGCAGCAACAUUAUUUCUUAUCAUUGGCAGACUAGCUCCAUAAUCUGCUGCUGUUAGCAUUACCUGAGCCCUUCACAACAUCAUAACAUUAGUGUUUCCCCAUACUUUGAGACAUUUGUUUAGUCGUGGCCUAACGGAUAAGACGUCCGGUGAAUUCGUGUUGAGCGAUGCGAUGUACCGGUGUUCGAAUCUCAGGCGGGUACCAAUUUUUCUAAUGAAAUACGUACUCAACAAAUGUUCACGAUUGAUUUCCACGGUGAAGGAAUAACAACGUGUAAUAAAAAUUAAACCCGCAAAAUUAUAAUUUGCGUAAUUACUGGUGGUAGGACCUCUUGUGAGUCCGCACGGGUAGGUACCACCACCCUGCCUAUUUCUGCCGUGAAGCAGUAGUGCGUUUCGGUUUGAAAGGUGGGGCAGCCGUUGUAACUAUACCUGAGACCUUAGAACUUAUAUCUCAAGGUGGGUGGCGCAUUUACGUUGUGGAUGUCUAUGGGCUCCAGUAACCACUUAACACCAGGUGGGCUGUGAGCUCGUCCACCCAUCUAAGCAAUAUAAAAAAAAAAAAAAAGAACUUUCAUUCAAGAAAAUUGUCAUCUUUUCUUGUGGGUCUCGUAAAUACUACCAAGAAAUUCAAAAAAGAAUGGCAACAUCAUUAUCUGGGGAGCUAUAUUAGCAUACUACAAUCUUUCCAUUUAUUGACUGCAACACCCAGUGUGUCCCUGCACAUAUUAUUAUAGGUACCAACAUCCUGCCUAUUUCUGCCCUGGAGCAUUUAUCCUUUCUGCUUUGAGGGUUGAAAUAGCCAUUAUAAAAUACAAUUGAACUUAAAUUUGUAUCUUAACAGGUGUGGCUGCAAUCAUAAAAUGUCUAUAGAUAGGCUAUGGUAACCAUUAAACAACAUGUGAACUGUUCAUUCUCACAUCUAAAAUAAGAUGUGUGAACAAUAAUUUCUAAGAUAGAAAUGCUUAAAGCUUUUGAUGGAGGUAACGAGAGGAUGCCCCAUCCCUUUCCUGCAAACCAUUUAGUAUAGAAUUUACAGUGUUAAUUUUAUAUCUACCUGAUUUGCUUAGUUUUGAACAGGUUGAAUUUUUGGAGAUUUUGAUUUAGACAAAAAUAUCGGCUUACAUGAAAAUUCCAUUAAUACAACAGCUACCUUUAACUCCCAGAAUAAAUCUAUACUAAAAAAAUACUAAUAUAUAAAUCUACAGUGUUUUUUACCAAUGUUCUGCUAUAACUACUGAACCAUGCAUCUGAUUGACUUGAAACUUGGUAUCCAUGUAGAAAAUACAUGUACUUAAUGGAUAGGCUAAUAUUUAUAUGAGUGUUGGACUCCCUACACCAGUUGUGGGGGUGUUAAUGAUGAGAAUCUUUGUGGGGGUGAGAAAUAAUAAUGUUAAUUUUAAAUGCCCAGUGAAGCAAACGGUGCAGCUAGUUCUUUAUAAACAGAUUGGGAACUUGGGUUUGAAACAAAUUUGGUAAUAAUAACAAUUAAUUUGCAAUGUUGCCUUGCGAACAUCUGCUAUUUAAAUAGGGAUUAUGGAGUUAGGUAGGAAAAGAUGGCAAAAUUGCAAAACAUGGGCACAUAAAAGGAAACAUCUGUUGUUUAUGUCUAUUCAACACUGGGGCACAAGAGCUUGAAAUACUGUAAUUGCUGAGAAAUUGACCAUGAUUGGUGCUGAGAUGCAUUUGAACAGCCACCGGUUUUUUUGGGUGCUUUUGAUAUGAACUGAAGUCCUGAGCGUCUACUUAAAUUAGAUUUUUUGAAAAACAACACCAGGAGAUCUUUAAGUAAAAGCUGUACUGAAAAGAUUUGAUGACCAUUUGAGAAUUGCUCAGUGUAGGUCUCAAUAAACUGACAAUUUUUAUGUUGGAUUUAGUCCUGGACAAUGAUGUGGAACACUAGGAAGUCACAAAAGCUCCAAAUUCUGAAGAUAUUUUUGAAAAGAAAUCCAAGUUGUCGUUGUCAUUAAAUGACACUCUCCUUAAAAGAAAAGCAACUACGUAUUUUAUGCAAUACAUGGAAACCAUCGGACAACAUUUACUUGUUAAAUGUUGGCUAGAUUUGGAAGAUUUCAAAUCACACUUUAGAAAUACAGACAAUGUUAGAAAAAAUAAUUUUGUAUUCUGUAAAACUCAGAGCUGUGAUCUAUAUUGUGAUCACAGUCAUUUACAGUCCAAAAUUGAGCACAAGGAAAAAAUCUCACAAAAAGCCAACUGUCACAACACUGUGAUAAACACAAAUAAUACAAAUAUAACAGUGUUAUCUUCUACUAGUUCAUGUGGAAGUUUAUUUGACCAGGUAGUGCUAAAUAUGUACGGGAAUAAUAAAAAAUCUCAAAAUUCCACUGAAGAAGCUGUAAAUUUAUUCAAAAAGUAUAUAGCUUUAGAAGCACCAUAUCAGAUAGAUAUACCUGAUAAUGUAAGAAAAUCAGUGAUAACAAAUAUUUGUCAUGUGGAUGGACCGACUGAAGACUGUUUUAAGUCAGUGCAAGAUAUGCUAUUUACUCGAAUCGAAGAAAAUCAUUUUGGUGACUUCCUCAAUACUCCACUUUAUAUCAAAGCACAAAUAGAUAUACUCACAAAUGGCUCUCUCCAAUUGAAAGAUAUUUUAUACAAUGACACACUCUUAUUUUACUUCACUGAAUAUUUGGAACAAGAAUCUUGUAGGAUAUUGCUUGAAUUUUUAAUGGCCAUUAUACAUUUCAGAGAUAACUUAAUCAAUAAUAAUAAUGAUAAUGCUGAUCAAGCUCAAGCUGACGCCAUUGUAAUAUACGAAAAAUACUUUUCCUUACAAGCAACUAACCCACUUGGUUUCCCAACAGAUAUUAGACUUAAAAUCGAGAGUGAAAUAUGUAGAGAAAACGGACCUCAGUAUGAUUGUUUUGAUCUGCCUUAUCGAAUAGUUUAUAUGACAGUUACCCAUUAUGUGAAAACAUUUCUUGAAUCCAAUAUGUACUAUAAAUAUCUUUCAGAAAUGAUCCACUCUGUGGAUUAUAAUAUGUCAUCGCUAAAUCAUAAGUCUUAUUCUGACUGUAGCAGUGAAUAUAGUGUCAGUACACAAAAUACAUUGCUGGCAAUGGGGGAUCCAGUCUUCCGAAGAAAAAAACGCAACCACUCUGUACCUGAUAUGACGAUAGACUCUAAUCAGCUUUACAAUGCAGAUUCACUAUGGAAAAGAACUAGACAUGAAGGCCUUACUUUAGGAAGAAUAAAUAGUUUAGGUAGGUUUGAAUCCAAGUUUGAACCAGAUCCAGACAAAAAAGAAUCUGUUUUAAAAAAAAUGGUAAAUCGCUUUGUGCCAAUAAGUACAUCUAAAGUAGAAGAAGAAAUGGCUUGGCAAAUAGCCCACAUGAUUGUAAAAGAUGUAACAGAUCUGACUAUGGCACCACCAGAUAAUGAAGAAGAAGAAAUGUAAAGAAAUGUGAUAAUUGUCAUAAAAAUUGUAAUUAAUAUAUUUUAUACAUUAGAAAUUAAAGACUUACCAAGUAAAUGUUGAUUGAAAAUAAAUAUUAAUUUUUAGAUA
Molecule: messenger RNA, 3783 nt
Organism: Bombyx mori (domestic silkworm)
Lineage: Eukaryota; Metazoa; Arthropoda; Insecta; Lepidoptera; Bombycidae
Gene: pkaap
Product: A-kinase anchor protein 10, mitochondrial
Exons: 2
Coding region: 2269-3675 (468 amino acids)
Biological process (GO): intracellular protein localization
Cellular component (GO): mitochondrion; plasma membrane
Source: RefSeq, a predicted model, not a curated record